CAGAAAAGAAGCUUAACAAUAUGAAAAAAAUUACAAGACUGGUGAAAGAAACCCCGGCAGACUUGAAACUCACCCCAUUUCAGACUCAACAAUUUCAGGCCUGCAGCUCUCAAGUCCUCACAAGAAUGGACAAUCCUAGCUCCUUAUCCUGGAGUGAUAGAUUCGAAAAGGAGAUCGACUCUACAAAUAAUAGUACAGGCACAGCCGCAUCCCACGAAAUGGGAAAGAAACUUUAG
This is a messenger RNA of Acaulospora colombiana, 236 nucleotides long. The record is from the annotation of a GenBank genome assembly. NCBI's taxonomy places the organism in Eukaryota, Fungi, Glomeromycota, Glomeromycetes, Diversisporales, Acaulosporaceae.